Molecule: messenger RNA, 1401 nt
Organism: Fusarium graminearum PH-1
Lineage: Eukaryota; Fungi; Ascomycota; Sordariomycetes; Hypocreales; Nectriaceae
Exons: 7
Coding region: 1-1401 (466 amino acids)
Molecular function (GO): iron ion binding; heme binding; oxidoreductase activity, acting on paired donors, with incorporation or reduction of molecular oxygen
Source: RefSeq, a predicted model, not a curated record
AUGAUUUCAGACUACCUUCAACUUCCGAAGGGGUACGAGAUACCAAUCCUCUUCCUCACUCCAAUCCUGCUUAACUUUGUUGGGACAAUAUUGUACAAUGUUUUCUUCCAUCCGCUCGCUGCGGUGCCUGGCCCAUUAGCAUGCAAGGUUUGCCGUGCCUGGCUGUAUCUGGCGGAGCGAGGUGGUGAUGGUGCAAAUACUGUGGCAGCUUUGCAUAAGCGAUAUGACCCUGCAUUUUAUGAUGCCUUCUCUUCCAACCAUGGCAACUUGUUCACCUUUUCUAAUGUCGAUGAAUACUCCAAACGAAAGAGGCUGAUGUCACCUUCGUUUUCACGUGCCUCCACAGAGAAACAUGACGCUAUUGUACAUGCAACUAUCACACCGCUGGUGGAAGAGGUUGCUUUGAGUGUACGGAAAGGAGAGUCUAUCGAUUUGUAUUCUGUCAUGCGCAGGUUUGCGAUCAAGUCUAUCAUAUCCUUCUGUUAUGGAAACAAUUCGAUUUCUCCCGAUUAUUUUGAAAGUGUGAUACCGAAACUCUUCCAGGUACUUGAUGAAAGUCCAAAGGACUUGCUGGUUUUACAGCAUUUUCCUCUUCUUCGCAAGUCUCUGACGCAUCUCGCAACUGUUUUCCCCCAGCUAUUUCCAGAAUCUAUCAAGUUCCUGCAGAUGGUUGGAAUGGAGCUUCUGAGUUCUUCUCGAAAGUCAAGCAGUGCCACCCAGCCAGGCCUUUUCAAGGAAAUGCAGACGUUGCUAAAGGUUAAAGACCAGUCACUAACUGACGAUGAACUUAUUGCGGAAAGUAGCACGAUGUUCUUCGCUGGCACGGAUACAACUGCAACCACAGUCUCUGUCGCGCUCUGGCACCUGAUCCACCAACCUGACGAUUACGCUCGCCUUCAGGACGAGUUAAGGACAAUCAUGCCGGAUGUGAACUCCGGACCGAGCUUAAGAGAACUCGAAAGCUUGCCUUUCCUCGAAGCGUGUAUCAAAGAGAGCCUACGUUUAGCAUGUCCCGUUAGAGGGCGGCUUCCACGUAUCUUUCCACCAGAAGGCUUAGAAGUGAAUGGCUUUAGAAUUCCUGCUCGUACUGUUGUAUCUUCAUGCAUAUCUUACAUGACAUACGAUGAGGAAGUAUUCCCAGAGCCAUGGAAAUUCCGGCCUGGAAGAUGGCUUCAAGACAACAGCAAGGAUCUUGAUGGGUUUCUAUACCCGUUCUCUAGAGGCACGCGAUCAUGCAUUGGACAAAGUUUGUCUCUUGCUGAGCAGCGAGUUGCGAUUUCACAAAUGGUUCGCAGGUUUUCCCCGCGUAAGGGUAUGCAAUUCCGCGAAAUUGUUGGGAAAGAGUAUGUGACAUAUGUUAUGGAAGAUAAGCUCCCAGUGAUGCUGGAGGAAGCCAAAUAA